Messenger RNA from Mollisia scopiformis, 2151 nucleotides. RefSeq names its product DUF1793-domain-containing protein. Bases 1 to 2151 code for a protein of 716 amino acids. The transcript has 10 exons. The record is from RefSeq and is a predicted model, not a curated record. Lineage: Eukaryota; Fungi; Ascomycota; Leotiomycetes; Helotiales; Mollisiaceae.
AUGAAGUCUCAUCUGCUUGCUACUACUUUUGCUGCCUUGAGCUCAGUAGUCUCAGGGUCAACCUUCAGUCCUGCUCGCCCACCUGCGAUUCCUCUUGCAGUCAAGUCUCCGUAUAUGAGCACGUGGCUUGAAGUAGGGAGUGAUGGCGGAUCUGGAGGUAACUUGGCGGGGUCCUGGCCACGUUUCUGGGCGGGUCCACAGCCAGGUCCAGUUGCUGGCCCUAAUGGUGCGGUGACAGGUUGGGCAGGUUUGAUCAAAGUCGAUGGUACCUCGUACACUUGGAUGGGAGCACCUGUUGUCAAUGGUGUUGCACCCACGCUUGUAUCACAAGAUAGCUUUGAGUACACUUCUCAGAGGUCCACCUUCAUCAUGAAUGUUGCCGGCAAGGUCACUAUGAACGUUACGUUCAUUUCGCCUGUUACACCUACGGAUCUGAAGAAGAUGUCAAUUAUCGGGACGUAUCUGUCUAUAUCAGUAGUCUCCCGUGAUGGAGCAACUCAUUCGGUACAGCUCUACGCCGAUACUUCAGCUGAAUGGGUCAAUCCUACACACAAUCAAGAUGUCGUUCAGUGGAGCUACACUGUCGAGAACGGAGUCGCCAGUCAUCAGUCUUUCCAACAAACUCAAAGCGAAUUCAACGCAGACUUUCCUGAUGACGCUGCUCAUUGGGGAAACUGGUACUGGUCAACGGCUGCGAUGUCAUCCAUGACCUACCAAAAUGGCGCCGAUGUGACCGUCAGGCAGAAUUUCCUCAGCAACGGAGCGCUUCCAAACACACAGGACUCCAACUACAGAGAGAUCAGUACCAACUGGCCUGUCUUCGCAUUCGCAAACGCUCUGGGAAGUGUUGGAACUACUCCAGUCAACACCCUGUAUACUAUUGUCCAUGCCCAGCAAAACGCCAUCUACUUUGAUGGUGCCAACGGACUUACAGCAGUACCUUCUUUGUGGACUAGCUACUUCGGCAGUGAUCUCGCCAUGGUCGAAUUCUUCUAUGGUGACUUUGUCACUAAAGUGGGAGCCAUCGACCACCAAAUCGCUGCAGACUCGCUUGCUGCUGGUGGUCAAGAUUAUUUGACCAUCACUUCUCUAUCCGCUCGUCAAGCUUUUGGUGCAGUCCAGCUCUGUGGAACGACAGCUAAACCAUAUCUUUUCCUGAAAGAAGUUAGCUCCGAUGGCAACAUCCAAACUGUGGAUGUUUUGUUCCCAGCCAUGCCUAUCUUCCUCUACUCGAACCCAAUUCUCGUGAAGUAUCUGCUAGAUCCUUUAUUCGAGAACCAGGAGGCAGGCAACUUCCCGCAGACAUAUUCGAUGCAUGACCUUGGACCAAAUUAUCCUCGAGCCAUUGGUCAUCCCACCGGCGACGGAGAAUACAUGCCUCUGGAAGAAUGUGGAAAUAUGCUCAUCACGACCUUGGCCUACGCUCAACGAGCGAAUGAUGUCGCAUACCUUACUCAGCACUACAAUAUCCUCAAGCAAUGGACCGGCUAUUUAGUACAAGAAGCUCUGAUUCCAGCGAAUCAGCUAUCGACAGAUGAUUUCCAAGGCCAACUUGCCAAUCAAACGAACUUGGCAUUGAAGGGUAUCAUCGGUAUCCAAGCCAUGUCUGUUAUCGCACAGAAAACUGGCAACACGGCCGAUGCUACUAACUUUUCAAGCAUCGCUCACAGCUACAUCAGUCAAUGGCAACAGUUGGCUGUUGUAUCCACUGCCAGUCCUCCCCAUACGAACUUAGACUACCAGGAUAACUCUUCUCAUGGACUUCUUUACAAUCUUUACGGAGAUAAGUUGCUAGGUCUAGGACUCGUCCCUCAAUCCCUUUACGACAUGCAAAGUACAUUUUACCCCACCGUUGCUCAAACUUAUGGCGUUCCUCUUGAUACCCGAAAUGUUUUCACAAAGUCGGAUUGGCAAAUGUGGGCCGCUUCAAUUUCAUCAGCGUCCACCAAAUCGAUGUUUAUCUCCAAGCUUGCGAGCUGGAUUAAUAAUACGCCCACGAAUCGUGCGUUUACUGACUUGUAUAAUACGCAAACUGGAGACUUUGCCGACGGUCCAUUCAUUGCUCGACCUGUUGUAGGAGGUCAUUUCGCUCUGCUCGCAUUGAACGGCGCUCCGACUUCAAAGAGGGAAGCGAAGGUGUUUAAAGCGUGA